Messenger RNA from Eriocheir sinensis (Chinese mitten crab), 6389 nucleotides. RefSeq names its product cryptochrome-1-like (gene cry). Gene Ontology annotation, biological process: entrainment of circadian clock by photoperiod; circadian regulation of gene expression. Gene Ontology annotation, cellular component: nucleus; cytoplasm. Gene Ontology annotation, molecular function: FAD binding; DNA binding. The transcript is spliced from 13 exons. The coding region runs from base 325 to 1908 and encodes 527 amino acids. Lineage: Eukaryota; Metazoa; Arthropoda; Malacostraca; Decapoda; Varunidae. The record is from RefSeq and is a predicted model, not a curated record.
UGGAACGGUGUGCCCCACCAUCACAACAUUGACAACAACACUGAAGGCCACGGUGGGAGGUGGGUGCCGUGUUCCUCGUCUUCCUUGUAAACCUGGAAGACAAGACGAGAUUAAAAGAAAACCGUGAUACAACGAAUAACAAUGGAGAGAUAAAGACAAAAACCUUACCACAGGAGAGGAAGGGCAAAGCAACACCCAGAGUGAGCCACAGUAACUUCCAAAAGGCCCUCCUGCUGGUGACCAUCGAAGAAGAGAAAUAAAAGCUCUUGGAGAAAAGGGGAAAAGUAAAAGCUCUGAGGAUAUCUACACAUUAAUUAAGGCGUCAUGUCGAAGGUGGCGGUGCACUGGUUCCGACACGGCCUGCGUCUCCAUGACAACCCCGCCCUGCUCGACGGUCUCAAGGAUGCUAAAAACUUCUACCCCGUCUUUAUAUUCGAUGGGGAGACUGCGGGGACAAAGAUCACUGGCUACAACCGUCAGCAGUAUUUGACAGAGUCUUUGAUUGACCUCGACAACCAGUUCCGCAGACAUGGGUAUCAGCUCCUCGUGUGUAAAGGGAGCCCAGUCGAGAUAUUUAAGACACUACACAGAGAAGUUGGCAUGACUCACCUUUCAUUUGAACAGGACUGUGAGGCAAUCUGGAACAAGCGAGAUGAUGCAGUGCGCCAGCUGUGCUCUGAGUUGGGCGUGACGGUGGUGGAGCGGAUCUCCCACACACUCUGGAACCCCUUUGAGAUCAUCGAGGCCAAUGGAGACCACCCGCCCACCACCUACGAGAUGUUUCUGCAAGUGGCACACACCUUGGGCCUGCCUCCCAAACCCUCCCCGAACCCUGACUUGGAGGACGUCACGUUUGGCGAGGUAUCUGAUGAAUUAGCGCUGAAAAUAAAGCUCUACCCCCAAGUGCCAUCACCGGAGGAGCAAAAAUACACACGCAAUGGGGAGUCACCAAUCUACAUUGGCGGAGAAACGGCUGCUUUGGCUCUCCUAAAGGACAGGCUCAUUGUGGAGGAAAAUGCCUUCAGAGAUGGCUACAUCCUCCCCAACCAGGUCAACCCCGAUCUGCUCGGCCCACCCUUGAGCAUGUCGGCAGCACUGAGGUUCGGAUGCCUGUCCGUCAGGAAGUUCUACUGGGAUGUGCAGGACACGUACGCAAAGGUGAACCGAGGAGAGGCGCCCACAUCACACUCCCUCACGGCUCAACUCAUCUGGAGGGAGUUCUUCUACUGCAUGUCUGCCAAUAAUCCAAAGUACAAUGUAAUGGAGGACAACCCCAUUUGCAUCCAAAUUCCUUGGUACAAGAACCCCAGCCAGCUGAAAGCCUGGGAGGAGGGGCGCACUGGCUACCCCUUCAUUGACGCAUGCAUGAGGCAGCUGAAGAAAGAGGGCUGGAUCCACCACGUGUGCCGGACAGCUGUGGCAUGCUUCCUGACGCGAGGGGACCUGUGGAUAUCAUGGGAGGAUGGCCUGGAGGUGUUCUAUAAGUACCUCAUUGAUGCCGACUGGUCCGUGUCGGCUGGCAACUGGAUGUGGGUGAGCUCCUCCGCCUUUGAACAGAGCCUUGACUGCUCGAUGUGUGUCUGCCCUGUUGAGUUUGGCCGCAGAGUUGAGCCCACCGGAGAUUACAUAAGGCAUUAUGUACCGGAGUUGGCCGAUAUGCCACAGGACUACAUCUUCAAGCCCUGGAGAGCCCCGUGUGAGGUUCAGAAAGCUUGUAACUGUGUCAUCGGCAAGGACUACCCCGAGCGUAUUGUUCGCCACAAGGAGGCCUCCAAGAACAACAGGAAGAUGAUGAAAAGUAUUCGGCACAAGCUCAAGAAUCCCCCGAUGCACUGCGCACCAUCCAAUGCUGAGGAGGCCAAGCAGUACCUCCGCCUGCCCAAGUCCUGCCUCCACAAUGUCCUGUAAAGCCAUCACUGUGCCACCCCCAACACACAAAAAUGACUUAUAGAGCUGUAGUGGCAGAGCUAGUCCAUUCUCAUUAGAUUUAAACCGGUGUAUUGUUUUCCCUGUUUGUUUGCAGCUCAUUAUGAUGUUGAGAGAAGGGGAAUGGCUAUCAGUGGGCAGAGUAAUGACAGAGGAAGGAGGAAAGGUGGAGCAGGAUACAGGAUAAGGCUGAGUGAGCUAAGGGAAGGAGAGAAGACACAGGGAAGCUAAAGGCAGGUAAGGGACAGGUAAAGGUACAGUAAGAUCUCGCAUCCAACAAGAAAUAGUUACCAAAAAAUACUCAUUAGAUGCAAAUUCGCUACAUGUGAACUUAUCAAAUGCAAGAUCUUACUGUAUUUAAAAUUUUUAUGUAGAUUUUUUAUGAUGAUACAUUUGCAUUUGUUUACUUUUGAUCACCAGAAUGUCUUCAAUGCAGUAAAAUUAUUGAAUAUCUGUAACUGAAAGAUUCAAGUUUGUUAAGAUGAUGGCACACUUAACACAUAUUGGGUUGCAGAGCAGGUGUAGACGUAGUGAUUUUCAAAGAUCCCAAUUAUCUCUCCAAAUAUAGUCUGGAUCAUCAGAAUUUAUUUACUAUAACUUGAAAUUGCUAGUUUCAAAUUUUUACAUAUUACAUUUAUAUAGAAUACACAUUUCCUCUCAUGGGGCAUAUUGGGAGAAGAUAUAUGUUGUGUUUAGUGUGUUUAUGCCGUAAAAUGUGACUGGAGAAUUGCAGACUACACGUGUUAGGCGUUACUGUUGUACUGACAGGGUUUGACUACUUCUCAAAAAAUGUGAGAUGUUGGUUGACUUGAGAGAGGAAGAAACCAUGAGAGGUGAAAAUAAUGACAGUAACAACCCUCAUGGGGGCACAUUAGAAUCUGCAACCUAGGAGAGACAUUCCUGUGUGCCAAUACAAACAUAAACUACAUCAGGGAAUGGUUCUUCUGCCAAAGUAUGUGGUUCAUGUGGACCGUGCAAUAUAAAACAUGUGGAUAUGAAUAUGGCAUGGAUAUGAAUUGUAGGGUUAUAUUCAUGUUCUACAGACACACAAAAAUUACUGACUGAUUGCUCAUUACAUCUGCCGUCAAUCCUGACUCUCAGGUGAUUGACUCAGAGAUUGUGAGGAGUUGACAAGUGUUGCCUUGACCUACAACCUAAUCCACUUUGGGAAGGUCAGAGUCAGAUAUGUGUGUAGUGCAGCUUAUGUACUAAGUCUGUUACUUUUAGAAAUUUGAAAUUCACUUUGUUCUGUGCCUCCGUGGCGAGGUGGUUAGUAUGCCUAGCUAUGAAUCCGUGGGCAUGAAUUUGAAUCCCAGCUGGGGCAGUUGGCAUGUAGCUCACCCAGUUGUUCAUCCCCACUUUCGGGCUGCUCAAUAAAUGGGUGCCUGAGGAAACUUGGGGAAGGUAAACUGUGGUAACCUGGAUGUCACACUGGCCCUGUGUCCCGGGGUAAAGGGUUCUUAUCCACUACAGGCUCAAGGGCCAAUACGAUGGAGAUGACCACUGAAGCCAUGCGUAGCUAUAGUGAAUGCCCCCAACUUAACCUAUAUUCAGGAGAGAGUACUUUCAUUCCUGCCAUUUCUUUACUACUCUGAAUACAUGUAGCCCUCUCAUAUUUAUGGCUAUAAUUAAAAAAGAGGAGCUACCUGUUUUGAUGGUAGGCAUGGCUUGUGGGCGUGUUUGUUUUUUGGGAGUGAGCCGUACAGUGACAAUCUUAGACUAAAGCUCACAGAUACAAAGAUAUUUAGAUGUAUAUGUGUUUUAUAUAGUGGAUCUUUGUAUGAUAGGCUUAAAGGUGUUAGGAUUGUAUAUUUUGAGUUUGGGAAGAAUGAGACCAGUAUAUGUUAUGGGGUGUGAGAUAAAGUAUAUUUAGGUGGCUUAGUAAUGUGAGGAAGAGAAUGGAGAAUAAUAAUAUGUUGAAUAGUGUGGGAAAUGUAACCAUUUAAUAGUUAUGAGUGGGAUACCAAAGAAUGCAUGGGAUGAGGUCAUGUGUAGAAGCCUCAGGGUGUUGUAUUAUUUCUGAACAGAGAUAUAGCUAACAAAUAAGCAGCAUAGAGAAUUAUCUUCCGGUGAAGAGGGCCAACGCUGCUCAUCAAAGCUUAAUUAAAUAUACCAUUUUACAGAUUAUUUUAUAAUUAACUGCUACACAAUAUAUGGGUAGCCCUGAUAGUUAUGUAAUUGCUUGCUGAAUAACUGAACAGUCUUAUUAAAACUUUUGUCAAACUGUUUGCAUACAUAAGUAUAGAUUAUAAUUUGUUUGAGCACACAUGAGUUAGAGAACACUUGUCUCAUCUUGUGUUUUAGCACAUGCUUCAGUUUUAAGUUUCUUGUGUGUCUUAGUAUGUAUGCUUAUAUAUAUGCCUGUGAAUGUGUAUACUUAACGAAUCCAACUCGAGUCCAUGCCAUUUAAAAUUAAUAACAUUGUGAAAAUGCCUCAGUGAUAUGUUUACAUUAUCAAAACUUUCGAGCUUAUAAAUGACAACAAUGGAUGUUGAAAAUACCUCAUAAAUAAUUUAAUGGUAAUGUGAAUGUGUCAAUGUGAAAGCAUUUACAUCACAAAACAGAGUACCAAUAGAAUAGCAGUAGAAAUACCUCAGAAUAUAUUUACAAUUGUCAGGAUUUUACCGGGUACAUCACUAAUAAUUAACCUUAUCAAAACAUUGCUUGUGUAGUAUUACAUCACAAAACAGAGUACCAAUAGAAUAGCAGUUGAAAUACCUCAGAAUAUAUUUACAAUUGUCAGGAUUUUACCGGGUACAUCACUAAUAAUUAACCUUAUCAAAACAUUGCUUGUGUAGUAUAAGGGAAUUUCAGUGUGGCAUUAUGUGGUGUGGGACAGUUCUCUAACCUCUAGUGUACCAGACUGCCUCGAGAGCUUGUCUGUGAGAGGUACCGAGUGGGUGGUGGGAAUGAUUCAUUGACUCAUUGCAUGGAGAUGACCAGUUGUGUGGCUACUAUGAGUUUUUACUUCCAUUUUUUGGGUCAGAGUGAAUUAAAAGUGUUGGAUUUCCAUAGAGUUUAGGCGACGUUUUGCAGACUCAGUUGUAAAGGGUAAUAUAAAAAAGUCAAACGAACCAACUGACUAUGCCUUGAAAAACGGAUCAAAAUAGACAAAGCAGCCAUACUGGUGUUGUUGAAGAAUAAUACGACGUUUGAGAAAUAAGGCGAUAGAGUGAAAUAUAGAGGCAUGUAAUCAUAAUCUCAUCGGUCUGAAGGAUGAUUUAUUUCACUUAUUAUAACCAGUAAUAGCAUAUAUAUAUCGUACUAAGUUCUCUAGCGUCUAUUCUCUAGCAGAUUGUCACUCCUGGCCUUGUUACAUAGCGACUAGUGGGCUGUGAUUCUCCUGUGUACAGUCAACAAAGAAAGUAUUGAGCACCCAUGGGUCAGUUGAAUAGAGUUUGAGCAAAAUAUAUAGACAUGGUGUUGUGUUAGUUAGGUGUGGACCAGCGUUGCCAAUUUGUCGUACUCUGAACAUUGCAUUUAUCAUUUUUAGGCCUGAAGACUGCCGCACCCACACAAACAACGAAAGAACAUUAAAGUUAGCGUUAAAACCGUUAUUUAUUGAUGCUUUUUGUGUUUUUUGCUAGAGUUAUCGUUCAGAAACUACGAUAGUGCAAUGCGAUGAGUAUGAUAAUUUGGCAACGCUGAUGUGGACCAAUAGACUAGCCAUUGGUGCUUGUGGGUGACUAUAGUGAAACCAGAUUGGCGAGAUCAUUUUUGUGUUGGCUCCCGUGGGCCUUCUCGCCAAUCUGAUUUCACUAUAGCAACCUUCUGACCACAAGGCACCCCAUGCGCGGCACUGAUGUUGGCACGCACAGUCGAGGGUCAGGGAAGGACGGCACCCCAAGCAGUCCACCUUUUAUUUAUUUUAUUUUUAUUAUUAUUAUUAUUAUUUUUUUUUUGUUUUUUUUUUUUUUUUUUACAACAAAGGAGACAGCUCAAGGGCACAAAAAAGGAAACAAUAAUGAAAUAAAAAAGUCCGCUACUCGCUGCUCCUAAAAAAGAAUCCAAAGAGGUGGCCGAAAGAGAGGUUGUGUUUACAGUGUGUUUAUCCAACUUUCCGAUACUCCCUAAGGACACAAACAUACAGUACCCGCCUAACUAAUACAACACCGUGUCUAGAUUUCGCUCAGAUUCUAUUCACUCGUCCAAUGGGUCUUUGAUACUGUACAAGCUCAUGGUAAAUUUACAUCUGACCCCAUUAGUUAGCAUUUAGAUGAAGCAUGAGCCAGUGGUAGGUAGGUAAGUCUGUCCGUACUAGUGGUGUGUGUGUGUGUGUGUGUGUGUGUGUGUGUGUGUGUGUGUGGAAGUAAGAGGAAAUAUUGUAAGUGACGAAGCGUUGGUGUUUGGUGUGAAAUGACUGAGACUUCCGUGUCAAAAAUAGAGAGAGAGAGAGAGAGAGAGAGAGAGAGAGAGAGAGAGAGAGAGAGAGAGAGAGAGAGAUUAGCACAUACCACACAAAA